Messenger RNA from Amblyraja radiata (thorny skate), 470 nucleotides. Its product is annotated as histone H4 variant TH091-like. The coding region runs from base 1 to 354 and encodes 117 amino acids. Gene Ontology annotation, molecular function: DNA binding; protein heterodimerization activity; structural constituent of chromatin. NCBI's taxonomy places the organism in Eukaryota, Metazoa, Chordata, Chondrichthyes, Rajiformes, Rajidae. The record is from RefSeq and is a predicted model, not a curated record. The transcript has 3 exons.
AUGUUCGGAGAGCCCCGGUCUGGCAGCAAUGUUCGGAAGGAUGUUAUUCAGCUGGAAAAAGUGGCCAGAGGAUUCAUGAAGGGACUGGGCAAACGGCAUCGCAAAGUUCUUCGCGAUAAUAUCCAAGGCAUCACCAAACCAGCUAUCCGCCGCCUGGCUCGGCGUGGCGGUGUCAAGCGAAUCUCGGGUCUCAUCUACGAGGAGACCCGUGGGGUGCUGAAGGUUUUCUUGGAGAAUGUGAUCAGAGAUGCGGUCACCUACACCGAGCACGCCAAUCGUAAGACGGUCACUGCCAUGGAUGUGGUGUACGCUCUGAAACGCCAGGGCCGCACUCUGUAUGGCUUCGGCGGAUAAAUAAUUCUUCCGUUUAUCCAAUCGACAAAACAAAGGCUAUUUUAAGAGCCACCCACCAUUUCACUGAGGGAGCAGUGACCGGGAACAUGACAGCAUUAUGUACUGAAUGAACUUUU